Aaosphaeria arxii CBS 175.79 is the source of this 1845-nucleotide messenger RNA. RefSeq lists its product as uncharacterized. Lineage: Eukaryota; Fungi; Ascomycota; Dothideomycetes; Pleosporales. The transcript has 7 exons. Gene Ontology annotation, biological process: mRNA export from nucleus; regulation of DNA-templated transcription elongation. Bases 1 to 1845 code for a protein of 614 amino acids. Gene Ontology annotation, cellular component: THO complex part of transcription export complex. The record is from RefSeq and is a predicted model, not a curated record.
AUGGCUGUCCCAGAGAAUACGCCAUCAGAUGCAUUGGUUUACAGGUUAAACGGACUUCUACAGAAAGCCCGGUCGGUUAAGCCUAGUUCGACUAUUGAUCCACCUCUUCAGGUGUCUGAACUUGUCAAAAAUGAUGAGGCACUUUUUGUUCCUGUGGUUGACAAUAAGGACGCACAUACACUUGCAUUCGAGAAAGCAGCGAAGCACAUUUUCUAUGCUAGGCUCGGAACUUCAGCAAUAGAAUCUUCGGAUUUCGUGGACAUCUGGAAUCUAUUGGAUAUUCUACAAUAUUGCGGAGAUAGAGAUGUCUGCUCACCACAAUUGGUCCUGCUCUUAAUUGAGGAAUUACUCGACAGCCAGUCAAUAUCAGGCUGCAGGAUCGUCUUCAAUUUCCUCGAGUCUCGACGAGAAGCAAUAAUAGCUAACACAUCGAAGAAUAAAGACCUGGUGAUCCUGCGUCUAUGCAACGAACUUCUCAGAAGGCUGUCCCGCGCCGAGGACCCGGUGUUUUGCGGCCGUGUCUAUAUUUUCCUCUUCCAAAGCUUUCCCUUGGGCGACAAGAGCUCCGUCAAUCUGCGAGGCAAUUUCCACGUAGAAAAUGUCACAACGUUCGAGGAUUAUCUGAAGGCCUCUAGCAAUAAGUCGGAUUCGAUGCAAGUAGACCCGGUGGAAGGUUCGGACGACUUGAAGGAAAAGGCAGGGCUUGAUGGGGAUGCCCUGAAAUCCUCUGAAGCAGAUAAGUCAACAUUGAAGGAAGGGACAACUACUAUGGAUAUCGACGAUUUAUACCCCGUCUUUUGGUCGCUCCAACAAUCGUUCUCGAAUCCUCCUCGACUGUUUGAAGAGGAACAAUUUAAGGAGUUCCAGAAAAGUCUGCAGGCAACCUUAGCCAAGUUCAAGGAGGUUCCCAAGGUCAUCCAGUCUGGAGACUCAGAGCGUAAGAAGGGGGAGAAGGCUCGUGGAGAUGACGAUCAAGGAGAAUUUGCAAGCUCGUUCAACCCCAAAUACCUGACGAGCCGGGAUCUCUUCAAGCUAGAGCUGAGCGACCUUGCGUUCCAAAGGCACAUCCUCGUGCAGGCGCUUAUCCUGAUAGACUUCCUCUUGACACUAACAGAGAAGUCGAAAACCCAGGGCUAUUACCAGAACGCGCAGAAAGCGAUGCAAUACAGUUUCACACUGCGUGAGGAAGACACCGAAUGGGCGUUGGGCAUCAAGAACUCGAUUGCAAAUUACCUGCAGGACGGUCCAGAUGGGAAGUUCUACUAUCGAAUGGUGGAUACCGUAUUGUCCCGCGAUAAGAACUGGGUAAGAUGGAAAAUGGAGAACUGCCAGCCAUUCACUCGUGAUAGAGUCUCCACAAAAGAUUUCCUGGAGGCAAAAUCUGGGGCACAGGACGAGCUUGGCCGUAAGAGGCUCGCAAAGCCUCUGGGUUCGAGCAGCGCCCUCCAGUUUCUGUCGAACACUGAUGCCGAAAAGGGGCUCACACAGUUGCAGCAAUCUGACAGAUUCUCUACGCCAAGUGCAGAGUCAUAUGCAACGAAGAUUCGAAUGACAGAGCUGGACCUGGACAUGGUUACAUCGGAUGAGGAAAAGCGCCAACUGGAGGAGAGCAAAACAAGUAAUUCAUGGCGCGGGCUUCGACUUGCAUCCAAGAGCCGGUUGAGCUCAUUUGACAGGCUUGAACAUGGUAAAGGUUUGGAGAGGCUCUUUCAGCCGGUCACUUCGAUUGAGGCGGCUGGCGAAACGGAUGGCAGGGAUUCGGUUCCGCAAGAACAGCAUCAAAGCGUUGAGGAGCAGCGGGCCGGCGAACAAAGUCAAGUGACUACGGAAUCAGUGGCGGAGUAG